Molecule: messenger RNA, 1149 nt
Organism: Naegleria fowleri
Lineage: Eukaryota; Heterolobosea; Eutetramitea; Acrasida; Naegleriidae
Exons: 1
Coding region: 1-1149 (382 amino acids)
Cellular component (GO): mitochondrion
Molecular function (GO): electron transfer activity; flavin adenine dinucleotide binding
Source: RefSeq, a predicted model, not a curated record
AUGCUCUCCUCCUCGAGAUUUUCUUCCCUUUGCAAAAAUCGUGCUGCUCUCGGACAACAACUGCUCUUCAAGAAGAAGGCUUGUCCCAUCACCAACACCUGUUCUUCUUUUAAUUUAUUCUCAUCAUCAAAUACUUCAUUAUUUUCUACAUUUAAUCAAUCCCGUGAUAAGAGUACUCUUCUCCUUAUUGAACACAAUGAAAAACAAAUUAAUCCUUCCGUGUUCAGUGCUCUCAAGGCUGCUAAACAAUUAAAAUCUGACCAAUUGUUGGGUUUUAUUGUUACAAAGAACGCAUCACUUGUAAAGGAAUUGACUCAAUAUUUCAACAAAGUGAUCCAUGUCAAUGAAGAGUAUCAUGUUGCUGAAGAAUAUGAACAAGUUCUAUUGGGAUAUAUUAAUAAGAGUAAUGAUGGAAUUUCUCAUAUUCUUGCUCCGCACACAGUGUUUGGUAAGAAUAUUCUUCCUAAAUUGGGUGCAACAUUGAAAUCACAACCCAUUGUUGAUGUGGUUCAGAUUUUGAAUGAAUAUGAAUUCAUAAAACCAAUCUAUGCUGGUAAUGCGAUGGCACAAAUUCAGUUCAAACCAAAAGAAACUAAAUCAUUGAUCUUGACCAUUCGUCCAACAUCAUUUGAUAAGGAUUAUUCAACAGUUGGUGGUGAUUCACAAGUGGUUGAAUAUGGUGAUGCUUCAACGAGUACCACCAAUUCAACUCGUCAAAUUCCAAAAUUAUUGAGUUCAAGUGGUGCUGGUGAAAGUGAUGCUUCCAAGAGACCUGAUCUCUUACAGGCCCAACGUAUUGUUUCUGGUGGUCGUGGUCUCAAGAAUGGUGACAAUUUCAAACUUCUCUACGAUUUGGCAGAUACUAUUGGUAAUUGUGCUGUUGGUGCGACACGUGCUGCUGUCGAUGAUGGAUAUGUUCCAAAUGAUAUGCAAGUGGGUCAGACUGGUAAAGUGGUUGCACCAGAGUUGUACAUUGCUGUUGGUGUGAGUGGUGCUAUUCAACACUUGGCUGGUAUGAAAGAUAGUAAAGUCAUUGUGGCCAUUAAUAAGGAUAAGGAAGCACCAAUCUUCCAAGUGGCUGAUUAUGGAGUGGUUGGAGAUUUAUUCCAAGUCGUUCCUGAAAUGACUGAAGCUUUGAAAAAGAAGUAA